Capsella rubella is the source of this 2213-nucleotide messenger RNA. RefSeq lists its product as uncharacterized. NCBI's taxonomy places the organism in Eukaryota, Viridiplantae, Streptophyta, Magnoliopsida, Brassicales, Brassicaceae. Gene Ontology annotation, molecular function: mRNA binding; translation initiation factor activity. The transcript is spliced from 6 exons. Bases 223 to 1968 code for a protein of 581 amino acids. The record is from RefSeq and is a predicted model, not a curated record.
GAGGAAGCAAAGGUUUGUGAUAUUAAUAAAAAUCCGAGAGAGAGGAAAAAGGAGAAUCUGAAGAAGCUGAAACCAUAACCGAAGCUUGAGAAGCCCCACAGCGAGGGAGGUAAAAAUCCCUAACCACUUUCGUCUUCUUCCCUCUCGUCUCCGGCGGCGUAACAACUCAUAUCUCAAUCGGAGAAGAGAGGUUGUCAAAGCCGAUACGAAGCUGUGACAACGAUGUCGAAGAAAAAAGUGGCUGGUAGCACCAUGACGCUUAAGGACUUCCAUGGCGGCUCUAUACCAUCUGAUCUCCCUCUCCCUUCUGCUCCUGGAGUGAUUCCGAAGAUUGCUACGGAUCGACCUGUUUUUGAUAGAGCGCCUUGGGGAACUUCAAUCGGCCGACCUGAACAGAGGACAAGGCCAAGCUCCUCUCACACUAUUAGGAAUUUCGAUGAUAAAUCACUGUUUCUGCCUCACACUGCAAAUAUUGGACGCAAUUUCAACGAGGAUGAACGGAAGCCUCUGGAUGGUCAUUCCGCUCCUCGUAGAGUGGUCAGUGAUGAUGUUUUUCGGGUUCCAAACAGCCGUCUGGAGGUGAAAACAGACUCGCUUUUAACUGGGCGACAUGGUGGUUGGUCACCCAAGGCUGGUACUUUCCCUGGGAAGAUUAAUGAUGUGACUCAUUCUGUGACUGGUAAUAUUGAGAACUCAGUGUCAGGAACUCACCCUAAUGUUUGGACUGGGAGGAAGGAUGUUUCAGUGGCUAACACUGAGCCGGGACAGUCCCCAUGGACUUCGCAACCAGCUGUUUCUAAUUUGGUCCAUUCAAGUGCGCUUGACCAAGUGUCUUCGGGAAGAUGGCAGUCCAAGCUUUUGGUUCCUUCUCAGAUGGCUUUUGAUGUUGUUAAGCAUUCAGAGAUAGAUAGCAGAGGUUACAAGACUAAUAGCCCUUUGCUCAAUCAAGGGGAUGAGCCACAUAAAGAACAGGGCCUGGUCGUCGAAGAUGGGAUCCAAGGUGGUAAAAAGUUUUCCCGUGAGUAUGAAAAAAUCCCUGGUCCAACUUAUUUGGAUGCUAAGGAUGUAAGAGUUGUAUCAAGCAGCAGCAAUAAGCCUCAUCCAAAUUAUUCUGACGUUAGGCCUGCUGGACAUUUGGUGCAAGCAACUGCCCCGUCCGAAAUCGUGGAACGACCUAAGCUGAACCUGCUGCCUCGCACAAAACCUCUUGAAAGCAUUGAGAAACCUGUUAAUGAUGGAAAACUGGAAAAUGGUGGUUCAAAUCUAAUUCAACGUGAUACUGGUUAUGCGACACAGAAAAGUAUGAACAUUUCAAAACCUGGUUUGUCUGCGGAUGAGAUUCCUAACCAGCCGAUUGAGCGUCCAAAAUUAAAUCUGAAGCCCGUGGCACAGUUGCUUGAACAGCCAGAAGUUAAAACUGAAAAGGAAAGGAGUGCGGUUUUUGGCGGUGCCAGACCACGAGAGCUGGUAUUGAAGGAGCGAGGCAUUGAUGAGAUCGAGCAUCAGAAAUUGGAGCAACCGACAGACAGGAUGGUCCUCAAACCAAUCGAAAGAGGUCCAGAGAAUGCAGUUCAAAGGCCAUUGAGUUCUCCCCGUGACUUGAGAACAAGGAAAUUUGACCAAAAGGAUGGGCGAAAUGUUAGCGAAAUUGCCAGAUCCGAAACUCAGAGGAAAAGCUGGCGUGAAAAUGAAAACAAGAGCUCAAGACAGCAACAGCAGACUCAGGAGAAGACAAGACAUCCAUCGCCAGAGACAUGGCGAAAACCGGUUCCCCCGAAACCGGAAUCACCAGAUGGAACAGGGAUUCGUCAUGGGAAAGCCGCUUCUGCCCUUGAGCUAGCUCAAGCCUAUUCUCCUUUCUCUGACCCUAAAUCCGGAAUUAGAAGCAGCAACAGUUUUAACACAAGCCGCAACAACCAAACGCAACAGCAACCGUUCUCUCGGUUGGUAGGAUCGACAACAACAUAACAAAAGAUUAAUGGCUACUGAGUUAUUGUCCGCUUGUUCUUUAAUUGGAUCUUGAUUUCUGAGUACUUUUCAUGUGGUUUGUGGGAUCGGUAUGAGAGAUCUGAAUGUGAUAUGUUCCCUUUAAGAACGGGUCGGUUUAGAUAUGCCAAAUAUGGUUACAUCGUGUUCUUCAUUCUUCUUUGGUUAUACAUUUUUCUCUUAACCGUUCGUGGGAAUGUUUGAGAAUUCUGGCAUAAGCGUGAACA